CAAUUUCAGCGGUUCUCGAGCCUCUCACUUGGGACUAGUCUAAAUUGUAUGCGACGUUUGACCCGCAAAGAGGCGGGAUUUGGUAGACUGGUGUCUCUACUGACCACUGAUAACACCAUAUACACAGUAGCUAGCGAAUAGCGACGUUAGAUCAAAGCCUACAACAUAUGCAGCAGUGAUGCAACCAAAACAGUAGCAUAAAGUAACCAUUUCGAAGUGUUACAUUAAACGCGACGAGUGUUUGUUAUUUAUAUGUAAACAGAUAUCGCUAAUCCAAGUGCUACUAUUUAGUAAAGCUUUUAAAACUAAUUAUAUUCGCUGUAGCCAGCCUGAUGUUCCCGUGUACUGACGAGUUCUGCCAUGUCACAAAUUCCGAUGCAGUGCAUUUUUCCUAUGGAUGAUUAGCGGUUUAUUUUGAUGUAUCUGCAUUCUAUAGAAUAUAAUUACCCGAUAUGUUUUCUUUUCAAUCCUAAAUGGCGAGAGAGGAUUCCAAGAAGUCUACUAGUAGCUCUGCUUAGAUAUAAUACUGCUCUUCAGAUACUGCGAACUACACAAUCAAUGUGCACAGACAGCGCUAUGGACUCUUCAGUAACUUCAUCCCAUGCCGCCAGACAGCAUUAGUGCUUACAAAAAAUGCGCUGCAGCGAUUGAUUACUUUCGGUGUCUCUCUGUGGAAACAUCGGUGUUCAAGAUUCUAUGAUCUCAUCAGUUUACGCUCAGCUAGAUUCGAUAGAAUCGCUAUUUAAUGAGAUUCCCUAUAUGUUUUAUCUCGGCCUGUUUUUCGUGAACGUCUUAAUCCUCUACUAUGCUUUUUUGAUGGAAUACAUAGUGCUGAAUGUUGGCAUAGUCUUCCUACCAGAGGAUAUGGACCAAGCGCUUGUGGAUUUGGGAGUCCUCUCCGACCCCGGCUCAGUUCCGUAUGACACUGAUGCUGAAUUGGACGUUUUCGAGGGAUACCUUGAUUGAGCAACAAUGAGGACGUUUCACCACAUUUCAGAACUGAAUUCUGUUGGGCAAUCGGAACGUUAUGACAUGCAUCGGCCAGUUUCAAAGGGCAGUAUGUAUGCACGGACAGACUGGUGGAGAUUUGAGAUGCCUUCCAGGUUGUCCAGGAUCAAGGUUGAUGAAUGUCCAUGAAGAGUGGUUGGACCUCCCUUUUAUAAGGUUGCCUUGGAAACAUGAGCUGAUGGGACAGAUUGGCUCAUGGAAACCCCUCAAUUCACCCCUUAAGCAUAAUCAACACAAUUCGGAUAACACUAGGGUUAUAUGUUUUCAUCUUGGAGCUAAUGAUGUUGGAGAGCAUUGUUAAUUCACAGUAGUUGUGUUGAAAUAAAAGGUUAGGUUUAGUUUUGAAUGAGGAAUGUGAUAACUUAGAUGUGAGGGUAGGACAUAAAAAAAGAAAAUGCAUUUUUUUUGUUGAGGGGCUAAAUAUCACUUUCAGCAGGGAAACUAACACUUUGAUGAAAAGCUGCUUGUCUCUAAUUUACUGUUUCAACUAUUCUAUUAUUUGCAUUUGCACUGCAGCAGUCCUCUUUUGACAGUGCUUGUUUGCAUAGGCAGCACCUAUUUUUCCUCUAUGUACAGAUUUCCUGUGAUCCUUCUUCAUUAUGAAUGCUGUUUUUCAAUCUCACCAGCAAAAUCCCUCCAACUAAGUCUGAUUUAUCGUUGAUUAAUAAUUCAUCAGUUGUUUGUUACAAGCGGCUUACAAGAUGAGAGAUAUCUCAGUUUAUGUGCAAUGAAGAGUCUCUGAUUGCAGUUUAUUGUUCAUCUGUAUCAUUUUGAUGAUGAAAAUGUACUUUGCUCCUCUUGCUGCUGCAAGUGGUACAUUUUUCAGAAACAUAUGGAGCUGUAUAAAGAACUCAUCUGAAAUCUCUGGUCUCUCCUGCUCACAUCUCAAGGAUAUCACUGCAUUGCAUCCCUAAGAUUUUAGUCCCUCCACAACAUUAAAAGGGAUUACCCCUGCAAGUGAUUUCAUAUUGUAAUAAAGCUUGGUAUUUA
Megalops cyprinoides (Indo-Pacific tarpon) is the source of this 1998-nucleotide messenger RNA. It is a transcript of the gene dexi, whose product is annotated as Dexi homolog (mouse). The record is from RefSeq and is a predicted model, not a curated record. The coding region runs from base 697 to 966 and encodes 89 amino acids. Lineage: Eukaryota; Metazoa; Chordata; Actinopteri; Elopiformes; Megalopidae. The transcript is spliced from 2 exons.